Racocetra persica is the source of this 600-nucleotide messenger RNA. The record is from the annotation of a GenBank genome assembly. Lineage: Eukaryota; Fungi; Glomeromycota; Glomeromycetes; Diversisporales; Gigasporaceae.
GCACGUCUAAAACGAAACAUGUCUAAUAUGUACAAUUUCGAUUCAGUUCCUGCUGAAGGAAACAAAUCGAUUGUAUUUCAGAAUUUGAAAGCAAAGCUAUCAGGCUCACAAGCUGAUUUAGCCGAAGUAUGUCAAUUUCUAAUUCCGGAAUUUAAAAUAGGCACUCUCGAUGCACUUGUCGUUAUUUCUGAUGAGCUUGUAAAAUAUGAUCAGUUUGUUGAGAACGUAGCUUGGAAAAUAGUAGAUGUUCUUCGCAUUCUAUUGAAGGGUGACAUAGAUAAAAUAUGUGCCAAUCUAUUGGUGAACGAUAAAAGUAUUGAUCAGUAUUUGAAAACAUUUCAAUGGGAUAUAAUGAAAUUUAGGGCCGAAAAAUCUCUUCAAGAAAUAGCAGAAAUACUUAAUGAGGAAGUAUCAUCAAUUGAUACGCUGAUGAAAGCAAAGUUAGCACAUUAUAAUCAAGUGAAAGGCAACCUUCAAGCUUUGGAGAAAAAACAAACUGGGAACCUGUCCGUUCGUAACUUGGCAGAUGUUGUUAAAAAAGAACAUUUUGUUUUGGAUUCAGAGUAUCUGGAAACUUUACUUGUUGCAGUUCCAAGGCAU